AUGCUCUAUGAUGCUCUAUGUUCCUCAUCAGCCAAGAGCAGCCAAAAGCCACCACAACACUGUAAACGCUAUCAAAGUUGGAUUCAAUAUUCAAGUGCAACGACAGGCAACUUCAUUACAUGCUCCGUGCCGGACUUUGUCAAGUGUGGUAGAGCAAGGAAUUCAAGUCGAUACUUUUAUAAAGGACAUAUGGAUUCGAAUGAGGCACUGCAAUCAUAUAAGCAACCAAGCGUCAGCAGUGGCAGACAGUCGGACAUGUAUAAAACAACCCAAUCAAACGUUGUUGAGUGGCCUUCCCACCAUUUGGAGUCUCGCGUACGACCACAAUCAGAAGAACAGCCAACCUGCUCUCAACGGCAACCGAAUGAAAGUGUUCACGGACCACUGGAGGAAAUUGAGUUGCCGCUUCAACCGUUAUCAGGGAGAUGUUUGCGGAAGCGGCCACUACUAGACAUGGAAGAGCGGCAGCGAAAGAAAGCUGAACAAAUGGCAUUCAAUAGACGUAAUGAACCUGAAGAUAAGCGUAAGAAGCGGUUAGCGGCCCAGGCCGAAAGAUCCAGGUUGAGAAGAAUGAAAGAGACCGAAGAGCGGAGACUGGAACGCCUCGCGAAUGAUACAGAAAGACGUAAAUUAAGAAGAUCAACCGAAACGGAAGAACAGCGAUCAUUGCGCUUGCGUUCAUUGGCAGAUGUUAGGAGAAAACAACGUGCACAAAACAACAACUUGCUCAAACAACAUCAUAGCAGUCAAGAAGAAUUUGGUGCAAACUCAAGAGAAGUUCUGGAAGAAAAUGUUAUGGGCAAUCCUUCUGAUGUUGCGCGUAAUGAUGCAUUCGUUGCCUUCUCUACCCAAGAAGCAACACCUGAGGCUGAUCCGCUGCAGCACUCGGGCACCCGUGAUGCAUUUUCUGGCCAACGAUCAAUGAUAAACUUUAAGGAUUUGAUAAGCCAGAGACUCAAUACUUCCGAAGACGAGUUUCAACACAACGCAUCUGUACCUUAUUUGGAUGAGAGUGCUUCCAGACCUUUGCCUUCCACGUCUGCCUACGUACCUUUGAAAGAUCUAACAAUACAGGUAGAUCGAGUAGGAAGCAGAAAAUUAUCUGUCGUGGACUAA
This is a messenger RNA of Cylicocyclus nassatus, 1116 nucleotides long. The record is from the annotation of a GenBank genome assembly. Lineage: Eukaryota; Metazoa; Nematoda; Chromadorea; Rhabditida; Strongylidae.